AUGGGCGCGCUUCUACGCCUGGUGGAGCUCGCGGGAGGCAGAAUCCUGAUCGAUGGCCAGGACGAGCUGCUUGCAUUGGGCUUUCUUCCCCGCCUGGAAUGUGAGGGUUGCAAUGCCGAAGUGCAGAAUGGCAUGUCCUCCGCCGCCGAACAUCAGCAAGCCUUGGUGCAGACGGGCCUCUGGAAAGCUCUUGGUGAGGACGGCCUGGAUUCUACGGUGCAGGGCCGUGGCGCCAAUUUCUCGGUCGGCCAACGCCAGCUGCUUUGUUUCGCCCGCUCUUUGCUGCGUCAGGCCCGCGUGAUGCUCCUGGACGAGGCGUCGGCCAACAUUGAUGCGCUCACGGACGCCACGCUCCAGAAAACGCUUAGGACCUGCUUUACUGGCUCCACGCUGCUGAUCAUCGCGCACCGGCUGUCGACAAUCGCUGAUGCCGACCUACUGGUGUGCAUGGACAAGGGCAAAGUUGUCGAAGCAGGGCCACCUGCAACCUUGCGCCGCAAUGGGGGCGUCGUGGCGAAGAUGUUCGCAAAUGCAGGUGAACCCGAGCUGCCACCAGCGAUCUCUGAAGGCGAUCUGCCCUCCACCAAGCACUCCCUUUGA
Molecule: messenger RNA, 600 nt
Organism: Symbiodinium sp. CCMP2592
Lineage: Eukaryota; Dinophyceae; Suessiales; Symbiodiniaceae
Source: the annotation of a GenBank genome assembly